CCAAUAUUAAUUCCGAUGGAUUUGUCAGUGAUCAAAUUGUUAUUGGUACACCGGGUACAAUUGCAAACUGGUUUCGUGGUACAGGACAAUAUCGUAUUGAUCCUACUAAAAUAGUCAUGUUUGUAUUAGACGAAGCUGAUAUUAUGAUUGAAGAAGAAGGCUUCCUGAAUAUUUGUAUGCGAGUUAAAACAAAAUUGCCAAGAAAUUGUCAAAUCUUGUUAUUCUCAGCCACUUAUGAAGAUUCUGUCAUUGAAUUCGCUCAUGACUUUGUCCCUAAUCCAAUAGAAUUUCGUAUAAAGCGUAGUCAACUGCCGUUGAAGAAUAUUAAACAAUUCUAUAUGUGUUUUAAUGAUUGGAUUGAAAAGUAUCAAGCAUUGAAAGAUAUUUAUGGUGGAUUUGCAGUUGGUCAAGCCAUUAUAUUUUGUGCUACACGUAAAGAGGCGUAUUGGUUAGAUGGUAAAAUGAAUUUAGAUGGGCAUAAGGUGUUCAUCCUUUCUGGUGAUUUGGAUGUUUCAGAUCGUGAAAAAGUGAUCGAAGAUUUUCGAUCAUCACGUUUUAGAGUUUUAAUUACUACUAAUAUCUGUUCACGAGGUUUGGAUAUUCCACAGGUGAAUUUGAUUAUUAACUGGAAUAUGCCGACAACGAGGAGUGGUAAUGCUGACUGGGAGACAUAUUUACACCGUAUCGGUAGAUCAGGUCGAUUUGGCAAAGAAGGUGUAGCAGUCAAUUUUAUAACAAGUGAUGAAAUGUAUCUGAUAAAAGAAUUAGAAUCACAAUUUG
This is a messenger RNA of Trichobilharzia szidati, 780 nucleotides long. Lineage: Eukaryota; Metazoa; Platyhelminthes; Trematoda; Strigeidida; Schistosomatidae. The record is from the annotation of a GenBank genome assembly.